AUGACAUUGCGAGGCAAAGCUGGCAUAUAUGCCGGCGCGGCACUCUUGCGGUGGUUGUUUUUCGUGGCUUUUCCGAGUCUGCCAGACUUGUUGACGUCGCGCGUCGAGAUCUCGACCCCGGUCACAAGCUUCAAGAGGUUGCAGGAAGGUCUGUUCCUUUACAAUCACAAUGUGUCGCCCUACGACGGUGGCGUCUUCCACCAGGCGCCGCUGCUCCUACCGCUCUUCUCCCUUCUCCCUGACGUGAGGGCACUGCCGAUGUUCACCGCGCUGCUGUACAUCUUGGUGGACAUCCUCAGCGCAGAGGCGUUGAUGAGGAUAGCCGCUUCGGGGGAGGCUGUUCAGUCCAGGCUCUUCACGUCUCCCAGGCGCACAAGGCAAGCUUCCAGCUUGGUCGUGGUGGCAUGCUACCUCUUCAACCCAUUGUCCAUCGCGAGCUGUCUCGGCCGAACGACGAGCGUUUUCACCAACUGCGCGACACUCUGGGCCGUCGCCAAGGCCAUUGACGGCUCUCCCUUCAACGCCAUGGUCGCCCUGUCCUUCGCCUCGUACCUGUCGAUGUAUCCGCUGCUACUGCUUCCCCCGACGAUUCUCCUGGCGUACGACCACCAGCUCCUCAAGGGCCGUACACAGGCGGCCUCUACUUUUGCAGUCAAAAACGUUGCCAUCGUCCUUGGUGUCUUGGGGAUGCUGCUGGGCAUGUCCUGGGCUCUGGACAACCAGUCGUGGGAGUUCCUCGGUCGAACCUACGGCAUUCAACUCACGCUGAACGACCUGAAUCCCAACGUCGGCCUGUGGUGGUACUUUUUCAUCGAAAUGUUCGACUCAUUCCGGUCCUUCUUCCUCGCUGUCUUCUGGCUCCAUCUCUCCUCGUACGUCGGAGGAUUGUCGAUCCGUAUCAGGACACAACCUUUGGUAGUGAUUGUGCUUUUGCUGGGCAUCUUCUCCAUCUUCAAGCCGUACCCGUCGAUCGCGGACACGAGUCUGUUCCUGGGCACGCUGCCCUUGUACAGGCAUGUCUUCCCGCUCAUGAGGUACAGCUUUGUGGCCGGCGCCGUCUUGGCCUACGCCACGUUCCUGGGCCCCGCGUUCUUCCACCUCUGGAUCUACGCCGGCAGCGGGAAUGCCAAUUUCUUCUAUGCCAUCACCUUGGUGUGGAGCUUGGGUCAGUCUCUCCUCGUGUCUGACCUCACCUUUGCUACGCUGCGUGACGAGUGGGAGGUAGAGCGACCAGAGAUGGUUGGGAAAGAAGUCAAGCAAAUAUAG
This is a messenger RNA of Emericellopsis cladophorae, 1266 nucleotides long. Its product is annotated as Phosphatidylinositol glycan anchor biosynthesis class U protein. The coding region runs from base 1 to 1266 and encodes 421 amino acids. Lineage: Eukaryota; Fungi; Ascomycota; Sordariomycetes; Hypocreales; Bionectriaceae. The record is from RefSeq and is a predicted model, not a curated record. Gene Ontology annotation, biological process: attachment of GPI anchor to protein; protein localization to cell surface. The transcript has 3 exons. Gene Ontology annotation, cellular component: GPI-anchor transamidase complex; membrane.